Messenger RNA from Striga asiatica, 1355 nucleotides. The record is from the annotation of a GenBank genome assembly. NCBI's taxonomy places the organism in Eukaryota, Viridiplantae, Streptophyta, Magnoliopsida, Lamiales, Orobanchaceae.
AUGGCGAUUCUGUAUGGUGUUGUGGCGCGUGGGUCAGUUGUGCUAGCAGAGUCAAGUGCCACGUCAUCGACCACCGCCAAUACAGUAGCCCGCAAGAUCCUGGAGAAGAUCUCAGCCGCUAAUCACAAUACCAACGUCUCUUACUCACAAGAUCGCUACAUAUUCCACGUCAAACGCACGGAUGGCCUCACCGUUCUCUGUAUGGCAGAAGACAACGCUCAGCGGAGAAUUCCUUUUGCAUUCCUUGAAGAAAUUCACCAACGAUUCGUGCAAACAUAUGGGCGAGCCGUGCUGACUGCCCAAGCCUAUGCAAUGAACGAUGAAUUCUCGAGGAUUCUGAGCCAACAAAUGGAGUAUUACUCAAGGGACCCUAAUGCUGACAGAAUUAACCGCAUCAAAGGCGAAAUGAGUCAGGUGCGGAGUGUGAUGAUAGAGAAUAUUGACAAAGUUUUAGAGAGAGGAGAUCGACUGGACUUAUUGGUCGGUAAGACGGCGUAUAUGCAAGCCAACAGUUUUCGCUUCAGAAAACAGACUCGCCGUUUGAGAAACAACGCCUGGUGGAGAAAUGUCAAGCUAAUGAUGGCAUUGAUUUGCCUUGUCUCGCUAACAGUUUACGUUGUUAUGGCUUUUGUUUGUCAUGGCCUUACACUUCCAUCUUGUCUGAAAUGAGAGUCUGAUCGAGCAGGCACCCAGAUUACACUUCCAGCUAGUAUGCUUACCUGUAGAAUCACCAACAUUGUAUCCUUUCUCUAUUUUUACAUACCCUUUAUCUUAAGAAUACACAUUGAGAUUUCAUACAUUUUUCCACUUGCAUCUCAGAGUACAACAGAACUGAUGGACUAACUGAAAGACUUGGUGAAUGGAAUUCGAUCAAACUCAUCGUUUCAUACAUUUAAAAUUUACGAGAAGAGGAAAAGAAUAAAUAACACGUCAUUUCUACUCUGUAGAGAGACAAUGGCUGAAAAAUGUGAUCCGACAAGCCUACAAUCUAAUUGCUCUAUGGAAGAGUUCUCACCCAAACUGCUGGCACUGACAUUUUACUCGUCUUUCAGUUCAAAUCAAUCAGCAUUGACUAGCAUGGGAGAAAUUUAUGGUUUGUUUCUAGCUCACAAUUUCAAAUAAUGUUAUAGCAGCAAAGACAAGGAAGAGUACACCACCAAUGUAUGCAAUAACCUGUUCAACACAACAGUGCCAGCAACGAAAAGAUAAAUAGAAGUCAUGUUAUUUUAGCUAAAUACACGGAAAAGAGAAGGAAAAAUUAAAAUGAAAAAACAAGAAAAAGACGCACACACACGCACGCACAAUUUUCCUUUCUGCAUAGAUCACAAAAGAGAACAGUACCUUCUCAGAGAGGU